GAGUAAGUAGUAUACCACGAAAUAUACGACGUUAGUGCCUGAUUAGUGUGACAACAAAAUAUGUCAUAUAAUUUAAUGUAGAAGUUGGAAAUACUGUGUAACUGAAAACAACUACUCAUAUACCGACAGUACAUAUUCGUAACAUAAGAUAAAAUAAUCUGCGUAACAGUUUAAAACAGGAUUUACCGAUAUAGGAAUGCCUAAAGUAGUGUCAAGGAGUAUCGUCUGUUCGGACACCAAAGACCAAGAGGAGUAUAAUGAAACUAAACCACUGCAUAUUUAUUACUGUUUAUGUGGUCAAAUGUCCCUCAUUCUAGAUUGUACAAUAGAUAGGCUUCCACUCCGACCCACGGACGGCGCAAGAGUCAUAGAUGGCUCAAAACACGCGCAUAAAAUAACAUCAGAUCCAGACGAAACAGUGUAUUUGAAACGAGAGAAAGGAAUUGAAAGGCAAUACAGGUUAAAAUGCAAGAAAUGUGCUAUUCCAAUAUAUUACAAGCAUGACCAAGAGAGCAAUGUAGUGUUUAUAAUGGAUGGAGCACUAGUUCAGACAGUGGGUGAAGUUACAGACAUUUAUAAACAAGUGGCAUUGGCCCAGCCCAAGAAAAUUAUGGUCACAAAACAUACUAAGAACAUGGGUAAAUUCAGUUCUGUAACAGUAUCCACUAUAGAUGAGGAAGAAGAUGAAAUUGAGGCUAGGGAAGUAGCAGACAGUUAUGCUAAUAAUGCUAGAAUAAUUGAGAAACAGUUGGAGAGAAAGGGUAUGAAUAAGAGACAGGCUGAAAUGCCCGCACAAAGCUCCACCGAAAAGAGGGUUAGAGGGACACUGAUAGAUAAAUAAUAUCUUCUAAUAGCCAGUUAACUAAGAAUGUUAUGAUAUAUGGAAGUAUUUGAUAUACAAAUACAAAUUAUUUUUCAAAAAAGGCGAAAGUUAUCAAUUUGACCAAAUUUUUUAUAACCGGAUGAACCAAUUUUGAUGACCCUUUUUACCCGCCUACCUGUAUGCAGAAUUUAUUUCACACAGGCCUGCCUCUGCAUAGCCUCCCAUAUGCCACUUAAAUAUGGUAUAGUUCUGACAAUGUGAAGGAUUUUGUAAUGAAUAUUUAUUUAACUACCUACCUACCUGUAUGAAGAAUAUAAUACAUACAUGGAAUUCCUCUAUCAAAAAGAAAAAAUACAGAUAAUCCAUAUUUUCAAUAUUGUACAUAACUGUAUUCAAUUCUAAGUGCUUAAAUGGGAAGUAUUAAAUCAUUACUACUG
Zerene cesonia (dogface butterfly) is the source of this 1260-nucleotide messenger RNA. Its product is annotated as UPF0428 protein CXorf56 homolog. The record is from RefSeq and is a predicted model, not a curated record. Lineage: Eukaryota; Metazoa; Arthropoda; Insecta; Lepidoptera; Pieridae. The transcript has a single exon. Bases 197 to 841 code for a protein of 214 amino acids.